Molecule: messenger RNA, 594 nt
Organism: Naegleria gruberi
Lineage: Eukaryota; Heterolobosea; Eutetramitea; Acrasida; Naegleriidae
Exons: 1
Coding region: 1-594 (197 amino acids)
Source: RefSeq, a predicted model, not a curated record
AUGUGCCCAUAUUGUUUGAGUCUUUCAACAUUAUGUGAUAGAAGACAUGUAUUGAGAGCAAAAGAAGAACUUUCAUGUAUUUUAUCUAUUCCUCCCUCAAAGAUAGUAAUUUGUUUCCUCCAUUUAAGGGAACGAAUCAUGGAAAGACUGUUAAUAGAUUCAAUAUUGACAAUGAGUAGUACGAGAAAAUUUUUGAAGACGUUGAAAUCAAUUAAGAAUUUUCAGAACUUUUCAUUGCGUCAACUUAACACCAAAAAAGGAAUAUUAUAUAGAUGUUACUUGAUAGGAAAUAUGGUUAAAUCAUUGUUAAAAAGUCUUAUUGUUAUCAAGAAAUUUAUCAAUCCAAUGCAAUAUGAAUUGAUGACCAAAUUUAAACGAGUAGUGGAUUUGUUGAACGUAAAGGAACGAAUGGAUGAUGAACAGUAUGAAACUUUUAUGAAAGCUCUCAAAGAUAUGCAACAAUCAUAUUGCAGAUUAUAUGUUAAUGGUCCUAAAAGUUGGUACAUGCACAUAUUGUUUCAUCAUGUUCCAAGUUUAUUGAAAAUGUACGGCUCCUUAAAGCCAUUUGAAACUCAGGGUUUUGAAGGUAAGUAA